Molecule: messenger RNA, 248 nt
Organism: Racocetra fulgida
Lineage: Eukaryota; Fungi; Glomeromycota; Glomeromycetes; Diversisporales; Gigasporaceae
Source: the annotation of a GenBank genome assembly
AUCUAGAAGAUAUAGAAAAGGAUGAAGUUGAUGAAUUAAUCAUAGAUCUAACAAUAGAUCUGUUAAAUCCAACAAUCAAAUAUCUUCUUAAUAAAGAGAAAAUUGUUAAUAUUGUAUUGGAUAAGCAAUGGAAAUUUGAAGAAGGUGAUGCAAAUAAUACUGCCGAAAAACUAUCUAAAAUCUCUAUUACAGAAGGUUUAAAUAGAUUAACAAAGUUCAUUAGUUUUUUUGAACAACAAGAGAGCUAG